Cyphomyrmex costatus is the source of this 2462-nucleotide messenger RNA. RefSeq names its product fatty acyl-CoA synthetase and RNA processing-associated kinase 1. The record is from RefSeq and is a predicted model, not a curated record. Gene Ontology annotation, molecular function: ATP binding; protein serine/threonine kinase activity. The transcript has 5 exons. Lineage: Eukaryota; Metazoa; Arthropoda; Insecta; Hymenoptera; Formicidae. Gene Ontology annotation, biological process: protein phosphorylation. Bases 1 to 2304 code for a protein of 767 amino acids.
AUGUGCGGCAGCACGUCGAGAGCUAACUAUUCUCUGGGACAGGUAAAUCUGAUCGACGAGUUCGACAUCCUGCAGAUCGUCGGUGAGGGAUGGUUCGGCAAAAUCCUGCUGACCGAGCAUCGCAGCACACAAACCGAGAUGGUGCUGAAGGCCCUGCCAAAGCCGUACACCAGCAUCUCGGACUUCUUUCGGGAAUUUCAUUAUGGGUUACAUCUGUCGGCACACAGAAACAUUAUAACCACCUAUGACGUGGCAUUCGAGACGGCCGGCUUCUACGUUUUCAGUCAGGAAUACGCCCCAUUGGGCGAUCUCACGUCGAACGUGACGGAGACAGGGUUGGGCGAGCUGCACGCGAAGAGGGUGGCCAGGCAACUCGCCGCCGCGGUGCAUCACAUACACAGCCGCGAACUAGUGCAUCGCGAUAUCAAACUCGACAAUAUACUCGUGUUUCGUAGUGAUUUUUCGCGUAUCAAGCUCUGCGACUUCGGCGAGACUAGACGAGUUAACACCGUCGUGCGAAGACAUAACGAGUGGCUGCCGUAUUCACCGCCUGAGGUAUUGCAGAUCGACACUGAUGAGACGUACAAAGCUCGCACGUCGCAUGACGUCUGGCAAUUCGGCAUUGUCCUAUUUGUCUGCCUGACCGGAUGCCUGCCAUGGCAGAAAGCAGCGAUGGACGAUCCGCGCUAUACCAGAUAUCAAAACUGGCACAACGCGACGCUUAACAUCGCCAAGAAACCGAAAUUAUUUCAGCUGAUCAGCUCGCGGGCGCAGAGAAUGUUCAAGAGGCUAUUGGACCCGAAGAUUGACAAGCGACCAGUCAGCGUAUUGGAAGUAAAUAAAUAUUUAGAAGACAGAUGGCUAGCGAAACUCGGGGUCGAAAAAGCGUUGAACGGCGGCGCCGACGAAAGGGACGAGUUAUGCCCGUCUAUGUACAGCUUCCACAGUUCCUUAGAGGAAAAGAAUCAACUUCUCCACACUCUUACGACGUAUGGAAUAGAGACAACGGUGGACCAUUCGAAGAAGAAGGCUCGUAUCAGAGAAUGGAUACAAGCUAGCGCGAUCGCCGAGGAGAACGAGGAGGACGAGUCUGAUGUUUACGACGACUCGGAGUUCUAUGAAGAUGAAGACAAGGACAAUGACGGAAGCGAGGAGGCAGAAUCAAUCUCCAUGAGAGGCAGGCAUUUUCCGGAGAGACGUCCAAGCGCCACGACAAAUAAUUCUAGAAAGAGAAGAGACAGUAGGGUCGCGAAGAAUCGCGUCGCGUCGAAAAACAGAGUGCCCGUAAAACCUGUCGAAAGAAAAAUACCCUUCGCUCCUCAAGUAGCUGAAGAGCGAGAAACGAUUGCGCGCUUCGCCAGCUUUCCCAACGGUGAUCCAAAUCUCGCCACCGUAAGGAACGGCGGUGAUCGAACUCAUGACCUUUCUUCGGUGAAUGUCCUCGCAUCACCGACAACGAAUGAUUUCUCCGCGAGCAAUCUUCAAUCGUCCAUGCCUAGUGCCAAUGGCCGAAAUAUCAAAGAUCAAGCAAGGAUUAACGCUAACAACUCUCGAGAUGAAUCGCCACUCUCCGUGCAACCAGUCGCAGUUGUCUCUGUCAAACAAUCGCCGCCUAAAACCUCCGGUAUCUCGGAUAGCACUGGUAGAGUUGUACCGAUGAGCCCGCAAAUUCCAGCCAGAAAGAAUCGCGCUCAUACAGCGCCGUUUUCAGAAAAGCACUCGGCUGAAGCUCAGACCGAUUUGGCGAGAAAGACACAGUCCGCGACACUUUUACGAACCUCGGAAAUGGAGGACUCGUUACCGCCACGUGCGUCAGCAAAGACAUCUGUCACCUCACAUCCGACGACAAUCCGAGCGAACAAUCCUUCCGUUGCUAUAUUAUCGACUUCACGAGCGGCGAGAUCAAUCCCUACACCGGUCGCUCGAACUGAUAGAGCACCUGUGGCGGCGAUAAUAAGCAACGCGUCUCUAGUCGAGCCCCAGCCUUCUAAUAGCGCUCUCCCUGGCCGAAUCGAAGGCUCGCCUUCAAUCGCGACGCAAAUCACAACGUCAGCCACUUCUCACUUGGCAAUGCAGAGUUUCAACGCGCUGCAGGGUAUCGCGGGUGCACCCUCGGCUGCUUCACCGACGAGUUCGUCAUCGAACAUGAACAAACCCGGUCAACGGGCCGAAGAGGUAAACGUAGCCUAUGGAAAAGAUGCGUAUGAACACUAUGGCAUCGCCCAGGGUAUCGUACUGCCGAUGAAAAUAAACGUCGUUAGGCAGGAUUCCAUUGGCAGUGGAAGUCGAUCUGUGAGCAAUUGAGACAUAAACUAAAGAAUGUACCGGAUUUUUGUUGAGAUCGACGAAAGUUGGAUAUUUGCGCAAGUCAUGCUAAUCACGGAACCUGUUGAUUACUGUCUAUAUCAGGUCUGUUCAAAAUUUAGCUCACGAGCUAAAAAGCUAGAGCACAGACCUUUACA